GCAAGAACCCCGACAACAUAGGCUCUUUGCAAAUAUUUUUAAAAACCAACAAAAAAAACUAAAAUAUGCUGUUUUAUAGAAUUGGAUCACUCACUCUUGAAGCAGUGUGAUGCAACGAUUCUUUUUCAAGAGUACCAUGGGUGUGUUUCUUUGGAAGAGAUACCACAACAGCGGCUCUAUCGGGAUGCCUGCUGAUACACACAUACCCAUGCGCACUGUUGCUGGGUGGGAGUGGGUCAGGGUUUUGCGGUUCUGGGCAGCUUUCGGUUUAUCCCCAGCUUUGAAAGAGAGAGUAUAUACACUCGAUUUAGCACCUUUUGUUAAUCGUUUUGCUAGUUUAUCAGUGGAUGUUUUGCAAGAAGCUCAACUGUAAUCUUAGCUACUUCUUGUCUUUUAUUGACUGAUUAUUAUCUGCUCCAUUUGUUAUAUCGAGCAUCCGCAAUCUUCUUUUUCGUUAAUUGAACUUCGCAACAGAAAUUCAAGGGAUAGCUUUGCAGCCAUGGAAAAUAUUCGAAUGAAUUUCAAUAAUGUUAUUGAAACCAUCAGCGAGACUGAUUAUAUUCAAAAAAUUGAUAAGGGCUUAAAUUCCAUCUUAAAUAAUUUGACCAAUAACAAAUCACCAGCUCAAAAUCAAGUUCAAAAUCAAAACAAAAAUUCUAGUUCCAAUACUAUUGUGAAGAUUAUUACUAAUAAUAAUGAUAUUGAAAAGAUUAAUCGGGCACUUUUAAAUAAUAGGAUUUUUAAAUCGAUUCAAUCCAAAGUGUUAAACAUCAAGCUAAUCUCAAAUAAUACUUUCCCUUUUAAUCAUAGCAACACUGAGGAUACGAAGAAUACUAAGGAUACUGAUACUAAUAAAAAUAAUAACGAUGAUAAUGAAAUCUCACCCCCUUCAUUACAUUUGCUUUAUAAUUGUGAUUAUUGUAACAAAAUAAUUUCUGGUUCAAGAUAUAACUGCCAAGAAUGCGAUGAUUUCGAUUUGUGUGAACUGUGCUAUACUGACUUGAACAACAAUUUCAACAACAAUAAUUUCAACAACAAUAUUAGUAACAACUAUACUGACAAAUACAAUCAUAAGAUAACCCAUAAGAUGAACAUGGUCUCAAAUGAGAAUGAAUCUCAACUAACGCAGAGUUUUGACGACCUAUUAAAAAAUAUUCAAGAUUAUAAUACUUUAAUUAAAAGCAGAUCCAUCUCUUUUGAAAAUUCGGUUUUAGAAAAAAUUAAUGACUUUACCUUUAAUUUCAAAAACUCAAUCAAAGUAUUAUCAUCAAAUUUAAACAAUACCAAUAUCAAUAAUGAUCCAGCUAAUGAUACUUUAAAUAACCAAGAUAACACUAAAAAAUUGAUCGAAAAAUUUAACAAUAUUAAAUUAGAAUUAAAUUCAACUUUAAAUACCUUUUUCGUGAAAAACUUCAAUAAUCUUAACAAACUUAAUAUCAUUACCAAUGACGAUUUGAUUAAGGCAAGAAAAUAUGAUCAUUUGAUUGACAAGCUAAAUACCCAUCAUAAUGAUAAUGAUGGUGAUAAUAAUAAUAAUAAUAAUAAUAAUAAUAAUAAUAAUAAUAAAAGUUCUGAGCAAGUCUUAAAUGAGUUGAUCGAUAAUUAUAUCGAAAUUUCAAAAAUCCAAAUGAAUAAUAAAGAUACCCCUAGUGAAAUUGAGAGUCUUAAUCAUAAUGACGGUUCUAGCACUAAUAAAAUUGAUAAUCCUAAUCAUAACGAAACCUCUAAUAGUAAUGAAAACUCUAGCAAUAAUGAGGUUAAACUACCCAACAAAUCUUUUUCAAUUUCAAUCAAUAACAACGACUCUCAACACUCAAUCAAUAAUUCGGCUGUUCUUAUAAAACCAGAUACAACAUGCAAAAAACCUCUGAAAUUAGAUAUUUCCGAAACUAUUCAUGCAGAGGAUUUUGGUAGCUAUGAAAAAAUCGAUGAAAUUGCAGAUCUAGAAUCUGGAUAUGAAUUUAUUUAAUUCCUGUGGUGUUGACCUGUUUUAUUUUUUCUUUAUGACAUGUUUCUUGUUUUUCUUAUUUUUUACCAAAUUUUUGUUUCAAAUUUUGAUUUUUUCCAAUUGAGUUAAUUGGUUUCCUGUUUAUUUCCUUUUCCUUUUACUCAACUUCAGUUCAUUUGUCUCACUAUAUAUUCAUUUUUA
Ascoidea rubescens DSM 1968 is the source of this 2149-nucleotide messenger RNA. RefSeq names its product ZZ-type zinc finger protein. Gene Ontology annotation, cellular component: amphisome; aggresome. Gene Ontology annotation, biological process: aggrephagy; endosome organization; mitophagy. The transcript has a single exon. The coding region runs from base 500 to 1969 and encodes 489 amino acids. The record is from RefSeq and is a predicted model, not a curated record. Gene Ontology annotation, molecular function: K63-linked polyubiquitin modification-dependent protein binding; protein kinase C binding; zinc ion binding. Lineage: Eukaryota; Fungi; Ascomycota; Saccharomycetes; Ascoideales; Ascoideaceae.